CGUUUGGCGCUGUCGCCGGCAGUGGUGAGAAUUGGAACUAAAAUUUGUCAACAUAAAAAUAGCGUGCAAUUUUGGUGGCUCAAGAGCUUCUUUAAUUAGACUUUUCAGCCGCAUUCGGCCAUCUAGACCUGAAUCAACCCUUUGGACCUUUAAAUAAAAAGGAUGGCUACUACAGAAGUGUUGGUCGACGCUCUGCCGUACAUUGACCAGGGCUACGACGAGCCGGGAAUCAGGGAGGCCGCCCUGGCGAUGGUUGAGGAGGAGAACAAAAGGUACCGACCGACCAAGAACUACCUCGAGCACCUUCCGCAGCUCAACCUGAGCUCCUUUGAGACUGACAUCAUGAAAAAGGAAUAUGAGCGAUUGUCCCAAAAGCAGCCGAUGGACCUGUUGAGCAUGAAGAGGUACGAAUUGCCGCCGCCGCCUGCGGGCAAACUGACGGACAUCUCUGCUUGGAGCGAGUGCGUGGACAACUCGAUGGCCCAGCUCGAGCACCAGGCGACGCGCAUCUGCAAUUUGGAGCUGAUGCUGGAGCACAGUUGCGAGUCGUGGAAGAGCUAUCUGGAGGUGCUGAUACAGUUGGUCCUGAGUGCCCAGAAGCAGCUGCAGGCCCUGCGGAAGUCCAUCCAGGAGGUCAACUGGCAGCGCAAGAACGAGCAGCUGCAGGCCGGAGACAACCUCAAGGCCCUCGAGACCAAGUGGGUCGGGCUCGUGUCCAAGAAUUACGAAAUCGAGCAGGCCUGUGCCUUGCUUGAAAACACGCUUCGGGCUGAAGGCGUCAUUCUUGAAGUUCCGUAGAAUUUUGACAUACAAAAUGUGACUUUUCGGUGCAGUGAGAUGGACAUUCAAAUUCUAAGUUUUUAAUUCAGCAUUUAAAUUAUAAUAAUAAAUAAUUACAAAAAUACAAAAUGAAGUAAAUUUGAA
Neocloeon triangulifer is the source of this 924-nucleotide messenger RNA. It is a transcript of the gene BCAS2, whose product is annotated as pre-mRNA-splicing factor SPF27. NCBI's taxonomy places the organism in Eukaryota, Metazoa, Arthropoda, Insecta, Ephemeroptera, Baetidae. Bases 163 to 798 code for a protein of 211 amino acids. Gene Ontology annotation, biological process: mRNA processing. Gene Ontology annotation, cellular component: precatalytic spliceosome; catalytic step 2 spliceosome; Prp19 complex. The transcript has 3 exons. The record is from RefSeq and is a predicted model, not a curated record.